GCCCGCAGACAGGAGCGGAAGCGCCGCUCGCUGCGGCCCAGCGGGUCCGGCCCAAUCCAGCCACCCUCGGGGCGGCGAUCCCGGCCCGGGGCCCCCCGUGCCCCCGGGGCGGCCGAUGGGGGCCUUAAAGGCGCAGGCACCGGCCUCUCUAUUCGUCGGCGGAUGAAAAAAAUCACGUGGCUGAAAUGGUCAGAGGUGGGCAGCAUGAUGUCUGAGAACACAUCAGUGAGCCCCACGGGGGGCAUCACCCCCCUGCAGCAGAUGCUGGCAUCUGGGACCGGGGCCCUCUUCACAUCUCUCUUCGUGACUCCCCUGGAUGUGGUGAAGAUCCGGCUGCAGGCACAGAGGACGCCCUUCUCUAAAGUGUUGUCAGUAGAGUGUGUGCCCUGGAGCGUUCACCAGUCCAAAUGGAAAUGCUUCGUGUACUGCAAUGGGCUCAUGGACCACUUGUACGUAUGCCAGAACGGGAGCAGCUGCACCGCCUGGUACAAGGCCCCCACCCAUUUCACCGGCACCCUGGAUGCCUUUGUGAAGAUCACGCGUUACGAGGGCAUUCGGUCUCUGUGGAGCGGCCUGCCACCCACCUUGGUGAUGGCGGUGCCGGCCACCGUGAUCUAUUUCACCACCUACGACCAGCUGCGGGAUUAUCUGCGCUGCCGGAUGGGCAGGCAAGGGGCCCAUGUCCCCCUGGUGGCUGGUGCCCUCGCCAGGCUGGGCGCGGUGACGGUGAUCAGCCCCUUGGAACUCAUCCGGACUAAGAUGCAGUCCCGGCCGCUGAGCUACCGCGAGCUGCGUGUCUGCAUCCAGUCCUCGGUGGCCCAGGACGGCUGGCUGUCCCUCUGGAGGGGCUGGGGGCCCACGGUGCUGCGGGACGUUCCCUUCUCAGCUCUCUACUGGUUUAACUACGAGCUGGUGAAGGAAUGGCUCUGCCGUCAGUCCCGGCUUGACGAAGCCACUUUCAUGGUCAGCUUCACAGCUGGGGCCGUCUCGGGGACUGUGGCUGCCGUGCUGACGCUGCCCUUCGACGUGGUGAAGACCCAGCGACAGAUUGAGCUGGGGGACAUGGAGACGCUCCGAGUGGCUGCCUCCAAGUCCUCAUCCACCUGGCUGCUGCUGAGGAGGAUCCGAGCUGAGUCUGGCACCCGUGGGCUCUUCGCAGGCUUCCUGCCCCGCGUCAUCAAGGUGGCCCCGGCCUGCGCCAUCAUGAUCAGCACCUACGAGUUCGGCAAGACCUUCUUCCAGAAGCUGAACCAGGAGCGACAGCUCAGCAGCCUGUGAGCGCCAGGGCGGGCAGCGCCCCCGCAGUGCGGCCUCCAAACUAAGGACACCGUGGGCCAGGGCCAGGCAGAGGAGCCAGCCCCUGGCUGGUGGGGGAGUUCCCCAGAGGUAGCAAGCGGGAGGUGACUGCAGAGAUCAGUGCCGGGAUUCAGCUGCCGAAGCCAGGGCCUUUCAUUUCAUCCAGCCCCCUUUCCUGGGGGCCACAGGGGCGGUUCUGCCUCCCUACCUCUCAGCUCCUGCUGAGAUCCACUGGGAACGGACCUCCCUGCUAGCAACAGCUUCUCCCCCCAACAUGUCCUGUGCCGGGAUAUGCAGCGUCCAAGUGCCUUCUAGUCUCGCUCGCUCCUUGUGUUUCCUGCAUCCACCUCGGCAGGUUUCCCAUCUGCCUCCCUCGGGGGCGAGCUAGAGAGGCUGUCAGAGCAGCGUGGGCACCGUGGUGCUUCCCAGCUGAGAAGGGUCAGGCCUGUUUGCCUUUGCCAACAUCUCACCUCCACCCUCCCUUCCCAACUGACACGUUCAUGGUUUGGACGCUGCCGGGGGCCGCUCUCCAGCCUGUGACGAGCCCCCCCAGCGGCGGGUGCCCUGCUCCUGGCAUCUGAUUGCGCUGGCCCCUUGAGGGGGGCAGAAAUCAGCUGUAGUGGGAGCGAGGGAGUUGUCCUCUGGCGAAGGCAGAGGCCCCCCUCCCUGCCCAGCCUGGUGGGGAGCAGAUCAGCCCAAGCGAGGGGAUCCCCUGUGUGAAUUGACUGGCUCCCCAGGCCACGCCCUGCCAAGGACCAAGAGCCUUUCUCUUCCAAAGACUUAGAGCGACUGGGGCAGGAAGGGCAACGGCCCCUCCUGCUCGGCGUCUCUCCACAGCGCUGCUGGCUGGGUUGGGUCCUAACCCACCUCCUGCCCUCUCCGUACACCCCAUUCCCCUAGGCCGCCUCCUGCGGGGCAGCAAUACAAAGGACAGUUGGGCCCUGGACUCCAGGCCAGUCCCCCCUAGGUAGCACCGUGGCGUCUUCCACUCAGGACUUCCCCAUUCCUGUCUGCCCCCUGGAAGGCAGAGCUCUGGGGCUCAGCCCCCCAGGCGGCCCAUGCUCUGUCUCGCUGCUGGUAAUGGACGCCACCCACUGGGCCCCUCCAGGGCUCCACCUCCUCCCUGCUGUUGACAAAGGUAUGAAAUCUCCAGGGCAGAGAUUCCCUGCCAAAGCGCCCCCCUCCUCUUAGGGUCAGUAGCCGGACAAGUAGCCAUCCUCCUUCCUGUUGGUAACGCACGUGCCUGCUGGCUGGUUGCAGGAGUGGGGAUUCGUGCCGACUUCAUUCAAUAAAGGACAUUUUAUGUGAAA
Molecule: messenger RNA, 2606 nt
Organism: Mauremys reevesii (Reeves's turtle)
Lineage: Eukaryota; Metazoa; Chordata; Testudines; Geoemydidae
Gene: SLC25A39
Product: solute carrier family 25 member 39
Exons: 12
Coding region: 163-1278 (371 amino acids)
Biological process (GO): mitochondrial transmembrane transport
Source: RefSeq, a predicted model, not a curated record